UGUUCAGAUGUAAUUUACAAGUGCGGGUCUCCGUCACUGCCGGCCAGAGUAGCAGCUAACGGGCAGAUGUUGGAGGCUCUCUGCUCGGAUGUCCGAUGACCGGAGCGGCUCGUGUUUACAUCCAGCGCGAAUCCCGGGAGGCAGAGAUGAGCAGACGCCGUUAACACCGUGGAUCUGCACGGAAAUAAACACGGAUCUCCCACGAGUGGCCCGCAUCACACGGCGUGGAAAGUAGCGGAUUUUAACCCAGACAGGAGAGUUCCACACGCGGAGAUCUGCAGCUUCACGGAGGAUGGAAAAUAAACCAUUGACAGCACCCCCUAGUGGUGUGGAGGACUGAGGGGCCUCUGGAUGAAGGCCAUGGAGCUGAAAGUUUGGGUGGACGGAGUGCAGCGCAUCGUGUGCGGGGUCACGGAGUUCACCACAUGCCAGGAAGUGGUCAUCGCUCUGGCACAAGCCAUUGGACGGACUGGCAGAUACACUUUGAUCGAGAAAUGGCGGGAGACCGAGCGUCACCUGGCUCCACAUGAAAACCCCGUGGUGUCCCUCAACAAGUGGGGUCAGUAUGCCAGCGACGUGCAGCUCAUCCUCCAGCGAACCGGCCCGUCUGUCAGCGAGCGGCCAACCUCUGACGGUCUGGCCCGCGUCCCUGAACGGUGUCUCUACCGCCAGAGCCUCCCACCUCUGGCCAAACUCCGCCCGUCAGGAACGGACCGCUCGCUCAAACGAAGGGAACCCAAACGCAAAUCUCUGACCUUCACUGGAGGAGCUAAGAGUCUGCGGGACAUAUUUGGAAAAAGCAGAGAUGCUGAAGCCAAACAGCCUCAGCAGCGUGGUGUGAGUCUGAACCUCAGCAAAGUUGGAGGAGGUGGAACAGCAUCUGUACCUGGGAGUCCAGCCAGAGAGCUGAGCCGACUGGUGCAGCUGCAGAGAGACAAACUCCAGGCCCUGGAGAGCCGUCUGCUGGGCUGCGAGGCCGAGCUGCGAGACUGGGAGGAGGCCGGCGGCGAGGCCAGUGAAGAUGGAAAUUUGGAGGAAGAGCUGCUGCUUUUGGAGCAGCAGGUGAGGAGGAACGACGCUGAGAUGGAGGAGGAGGAAUUCUGGCAGAACGAGCUCCAGAUUGAGCAGGAGAGCGAGCGCCAACUGAGGCAGCAGCUAGCCGAGCUGCAGGGCCGCGUACGAGACUGCGAGGCCAAACUUUCAGAGUAUUUAGCGAAAAUACAGAGCAUGGAGGCAGGUCUGGAGCAGGGCCGACUGCAGCAGGAGGCCGAACUCAACCAGAGGGUCAAUGAGGAGGAGGUGCAUGCCCAGCUGGAGAAAGUGAGAGCAGAGUUGGAAAUGCACAGCCAACAAACAGCACGACUGGAGAGCAGCUGCAGGGCGUUGGAACGCUCACUUGGCCAGUCAGGCAAAAGAUUACAGGAGAAGGAGCAGGAGCUGGAGCAGCUGACAAAAGAGCUCCGACAGGUCAACCUGCAGCAGUUCAUUCAGCAGACCGGUACCAAGGUCACUGUGCUACCUGCUCAACCCACAGCAGAAAACAGCAACGAGGUGGAGGGCGGCUCUCUGAAACGCCUCGGCUCUUCUCGCCUCUUACCCAGCGACCUUCGGGCUCUCCAGAGCACCAUCUCCUCCAGCCUCAACCCUGAAGGCAUCUACGUUUGACCCUAAAGAGACAUUUUUUUGGGCAGCCUGAUGCUACUGGGACCGAUUCUGUUCCUGAGAAAUGACUCUACAAACUGCUUUUUAGCAACACCUCAGUCAGGAGGAUGAAAAAGGUUCGAAGAAAAUUUUUUUGCAUCUUUCCUGCACUGCCUCGUCUUCCUUAUUACUGAUGUCAAUAUCCAUUUACAUACUAACAUUUAAUGUGCUGUCUCCUUAGCCAGCGAGGAUUCAGCUCCAUUUCCAAACCAGCAGAUUCUUUUUUCUUUUUUUUCGAGGCAACCAGUGCAGUUAAUGUAAUUUAUAUACUGUAAAUCAUGAGAGACUUUGACACAUGUACACAUAUACAUACAAAAAAAAACUAUUAAUUGCAUGAGCAUGCACAAACAGUGACACCACACCUGUGCUAUAAAUCAUAGCCAUAUCUGAUUGCCUUACUCUGGUCUUUUAAAGCCAGACGUCAGUAAAUGUAAAACAGAACUCAAGGUAGCUACUGAACACUAUGCGCCAUAUGAAUUUGAUAAAACGUUCUUCACCAAGUCAGGUGAAUCCUAGUCGAUGUCAGUAUAUCUCACUGGGUUAGUCCAUUUUUUCUUUUUUUUUAUACAUGAACUUUUGUAUUGAUUUGAAUGGAAAAUAAAGUAAUUUUUCUUAUGUUUAGACAGCGAUGAGAAGAAAAAAAGCCCUUUGAACUAUCAUAAUAUAAAUGAUAUAAGAGCUGAAAGCAGGUUUAAUGGGCCCAUCAGCUCUUUGACAUUUUCUAGAAUAGCUUGGCCCGUUUGAAGUUUGCAUUGUGCAGGAGGCAUUAAUCUCCUUUUGUUGUUCUUCCUCCAAAAUCUCCCUAAUGAGCAGAUGACAGAGGCCUGCAGUGGAAAUCCAGCCUGUGAGUCUCAAUCGACCACUAGGUGGCGACAAAACAUCUAAUAUUCAGACUGGUGAAAGUUAACUGUGUGAAAGUUCCUCCAACUGAUGUCUGCAAUAAUUUUUGUGGCUCAUAUAUGACUGUGCAUAUUGUUCUUGUAUAAAAAGCCUCAGCACUUUAGUUUUCAGUGUAUUAAGGUGCCACUUAAAAUACUGGUUUGACAUGUUUCACUGUGUUCAUUGAGCAGGGACAUGCACCUCAAGAACAUCCAAUCUCUAACAUUUAUAAAACUAAAGAUGUCUCAUAUGAACCAAAGUCUGUGUAGCAAAACAAACGGUUAGAUGAAUGUACUUUUCUACAACUCAUGAACAUGACGUGUACCAGCUAGGUUAGUUUCAUAGUGUAUUUUUCAUGGUUUGUUGUCAUUAGGUGCUAAGUGGGUUAGUUUUUAUCACACAGGAAGAUGAUAAAGUUUUAUAGAAAAGGAAAUUCAAUCAAAUCCGAGAACCUGAACUGUAUUAAAAAAUAAUGUAUGUAUAUAUAUGGGCUUGAAAAAUGUGUAAAAACUGAAUGGGUGUGAAGGUGUAAAAAAGAAUUUUAAAAAAUUAGGACACAUAUCAGUUUUCACACGCAUUCAAAUUUCAAAUUUGUAUUUUUGCAGCCAAAAGAUGCAAUUUAAAUGUGUGUGUGGGCUUCUGGAGCUUCAACAUCACACACAGUUUUCUGCUAUGAAUCAGUAUUCACUCGAAGCGGUUCUCUUGUUUCAGAUCUGAUUUAAUUUGUGAAACUACAAAUCUUCUCUACUCUUUCACAAACUUGAAUUUUGCCCACUUCCUCUGUGAGAGAUACAACCACAGACUUUGCAAUUAUUUCAUCUCCCGAGCUGCAAAUCUCAUCGACCGUUAUUUGAGCCCACAUGAAGAAGCCGGUGUUUGUGCUGUGAAUGUGUAAUAACAAAGUGAAUUCCUCCCCUUCCAGUAUGAAGAAGCUCUCCACUCGGUUGUUUGUUUUUGCGUCUCAAAAAAAAAAAAAAAAGGAGAGGUAACCUGGAGAAAAUUCACAACUUUUUCAAAGUCCUCCCUGCAAAACUGUGCAGUGACAGUUAUAGAAAAUUGGAGUAUUAUCGUCAUGGCAACAACUUUGGCUGCAACACAGAGACUGUAACCCACUAACAAAGGAAUCACAGCCCUUGUCGACUGAACGUUUUGAAUAAUGGCAUGCCUUACUGAGAAAAAAAAAGUAAAUGUCUACAUAUCACAUCAGUCUCUGGACUAUUUUUAAAGUAGAUUGAAGUCUGAUAUAUGCAGAGUGCCGGUGAACAGGUAGCGUGUGCAUGCAAUAAUGUGUGGUUUAUUUGGACUCCCAAUUAGUGGCUGCCAACAAUUCAUCUGAGACUCAUUUUGUUUUUGCUUCGUUUUGUCCCUUUUUUAUGCCUUGUUGACUUGUGCAAUGAUGAAUGAGCUUAGUAGAAAAAUGGCAAAACCUCCACAUUAAUUUCAUGCCUUUUCAUUUUAUUUUGGCAAAAAUCAUGAAUGUAAAAGAGAUCCAUGUUGCAUUGACCGUAAGUUUACCAACACUGCAUUUUUUGUUUGUUUCCCACUUCAUGCUUUGAGACAUUGCCAAUAAUUGGCAUCUGUCAUGCCAUCAAUGGCGCUUUGAAAUAAAAAGUAUGAGAUGAUGGAGCCAUUAUGGAAACAGCCAUUGAGUGGUUUUGAAAGCUAUUUUAGAAACACUGUGGCUCAGGGAUACUUCAAGGCACAGAAUUACCCAGACAAGAAUGGACAGAAAGUAAUUAUGGGUAAAUGUUGUUCACGAUGUCUCAAGCCAUUUGACAAGUUAAAGCGUAUGUUUGCUCUCAUGGGGACUUGGACAGCUGUUUGACAAGUUCAACACCGGGUCCUCGACGCGACACAACAAAUGAAAAUGAAGGAAUGAGUCUGUACUGAAAGAGGUGCAGCUGAAAGUAAAGUGUCUCUGUUGGCUCACGAUUUAUGUGGAAGCCAGCCCAGUUUGCAUCUCAUAUAUUAUGAGAGAUACACCAGAGUAUACAUGAGAGGCGCAAUCUGGGGUUUGCGGUAUAAUCCUGUUCCUGAAACACUCCUCAAAGUGUUUACAUGAAUACUUCACGGUAAUGCUAGUUAGAUGAACUGUGUGGCUGACAUCACUCUUAACAUUUAGACAAGACAAAUUAUUGUAUAUUCAAAAUGUUAUUAUCAUUUUGUAUUGUUUACCUGCAAAUUCAACUACUGUGUUUUUUUUCUUUCAGAAUUUUAUCAAAUCUUCCUCUUUGUGUCAUCAUUUAGCCACUAUGUAUGAAUGAAAUGAAAAUCAAAGUAUAAUGUAAAAUAUAUAAAUAAAUGAUGAAAUAUAUUUUAAAAAAUAUAUGCCAGAAAUCAAUAAACUGCUACACAAUGCUGAA
Molecule: messenger RNA, 4943 nt
Organism: Amphiprion ocellaris (clown anemonefish)
Lineage: Eukaryota; Metazoa; Chordata; Actinopteri; Pomacentridae
Gene: rassf8b
Product: Ras association domain family member 8b
Exons: 9
Coding region: 352-1665 (437 amino acids)
Biological process (GO): signal transduction
Source: RefSeq, a predicted model, not a curated record